UUAAAACUGCUUGUGCCUUUUGUCUCCCUGCUGCAGGACUGGCAGUAGGACUGGGGAUCGGUGCCAUUGCAGAAGUUGCAAAACAAUCACUGGGAGGCAAACAAAAAGCAGACAUGGGUGCCCUGCUAGACUCUGCUUUCUUGUCAGAGGCUAAUGCUGAGAGAAUAGUCAACACACUGUGUAAGGUUCGUGGAGCUGCACUGAAGAUAGGCCAGAUGCUCAGCAUACAAGACAACUCCUUUAUCAAUCCACAGCUGCAGAAGAUCUUUGAAAGGGUCAGGCAGAGCGCCGACUUCAUGCCCACAUGGCAGAUGGAUAAAGUUCUGGAGGAGGAGUUAGGGCCGGGCUGGCGAGAGAAGCUCUCGGCCUUUGAGGACAAACCAUUUGCUGCCGCUUCCAUUGGCCAAGUACAUUAUGGGAUGUUAAAAGAUGGUAGAGAAAUUGCCAUGAAGAUCCAGUACCCUGGAGUGGCAGAGAGCAUUCACAGUGACAUAAACAACCUAAUGUCAGUACUGAAAAUGAGCGUGGUCCUGCCUGAAGGUCUUUUUGCAGACAACAGCUUAGAGGUUCUUCAAAGGGAGCUGGAAUGGGAGUGUGACUAUAAGAGGGAGGCAGAGUGUGCCAAGAAGUUCAGGUCACUGCUGGAGGGAGAUGAGUAUUUCCAAGUCCCUGAGGUGAUAGAUGAGCUGUCAGCACGCAGAGUGCUGGCCAUGGAGCUGGUGCAGGGAGUCCCUUUGGACCGCUGUGUAGACCUGGACCAGGAGACGAGGAACCAGAUCUGUUUCAACAUCCUCCAGCUGUGUCUCAGGGAGCUCUUUGAGUUCAGGUUCAUGCAGACAGAUCCAAACUGGGCCAACUUCUUUUACAACUCAGACACCAACAAGGUUAUUUUGUUGGACUUUGGAGCGUGCCGAGGCUACCCAGAAUCAUUCACAGAUGACUAUAUACAGGUGGUUCAUGCAGCUUCCGUGGGAGAUCGAGCCACUGUUCUUUCCAAAUCAAAGGACUUGAAAUUCCUCACAGGCUUUGAGACCAAGGCCUUCCAGGACGCCCACGUGGAGGCGGUGAUGAUCCUCGGUGAAGCCUUUGCAUCCGCCGAGCCCUUCGACUUCGGCACCCAGAGCACCACCCAGCGCAUCCAGAGCCUCAUCCCCGUCAUGCUGCGCCACCGCCUCACCCCUCCACCCGAGGAGUCGUACUCCCUCCAUCGCAAGAUGGCCGGCUCCUUCCUCAUCUGCUCCAAGCUGAAAGCCCGUAUACCCUGCAAGGACAUGUUCCUGGAUGUGUACAAUGCCUACAACCAGAGGAGGCAGGCCCAGCAGGUGGCGCAGGCAAGUGCUUAGACACUCAAGGACUAAAUUUGCCAAGAACAUUUCCAGAGUUGGCACCUGACUACAAGGACAGAAACAUUUAGUCUUGAAUCCGGAGGUGGAGACGCUGCAUCGGACUUGCUUAAGGCACUACACUACGUCUGUAGGUAACUGACUGCUGCCAAUGUGUUCUAAUGAGGACCAGGAGUGUUUGUGACUUUUUCAGCUUGACAUCGUUGUGGGGGAUUGGUUUUGAGGUGUUUCUCAGUGUCUCACUGAGGUCAUGUAUAGACAAAAGUCAUGAAUUAUAACAAUAUUAAACUGAAUUUGUAUGAAAACGAAGUCAGAAAUAUAUGGUGAAGCCCAGUAGGCUCAUUACUGAUUAAAUAUUAACGUUUGAUUCCUGCUGUCACAGCAAACACACAAUACAAGGCUACAGUUUUUCAAAAGGCAAGGUGUAUAUUUUCAGUGUGCUGCCAUGGCUAAAAUUAUUUCAUCCCCUCUUCUAGCAAGAGUAAGGUUCACCAUAUUUCUAAAAGAAUGAGUAUCUUGUGACUUCAGGGCAGAUAAUAAGCCCUGCGUUGAAUAGCUGAUGCUGCCAAGUGCUCUCCUUUGUUACAAGAACUUUGUGUGUCGCCUGAUGAGUUGGUGAGUAAAGCUUUCACCUAAAUGCGAUGGCUGCCUGACUAGACGAGCAAUUAUCAGAGGAAUUAGAGAAGACAGUCUAAUGGAACCCUGGUGAGUCAUGGCCUUGCAUUAUAAAGUGUACUUGACAUAAAACUCCACAAUGUGAAAACUGUCAGUCAUUUUUAACACUUCUUCAUUACAGAGAUGUGUACUGUAUCCUAAUGACAGAGUGCUGUGCAUGUUCUUUUUCAUGAAAUAAAAUGUGAGAAAGA
Amphiprion ocellaris (clown anemonefish) is the source of this 2209-nucleotide messenger RNA. RefSeq names its product atypical kinase COQ8B, mitochondrial-like. The record is from RefSeq and is a predicted model, not a curated record. Gene Ontology annotation, cellular component: extrinsic component of mitochondrial inner membrane. Gene Ontology annotation, biological process: ubiquinone biosynthetic process. Gene Ontology annotation, molecular function: kinase activity. Lineage: Eukaryota; Metazoa; Chordata; Actinopteri; Pomacentridae. The coding region runs from base 114 to 1343 and encodes 409 amino acids. The transcript is spliced from 11 exons.